AUGAAUAGAUUUGACACUAGAAACAAGUAUAGUUUUCAGACAACAAACGCCUUUCGACCGCCUGUUGCUUGGAAAGACCUUCUCGAUGCAGAUGAAUUCUACAUUAUUUUUUUCAAAGUAGGACAUAUGCCCAAUUUUCUCGAAAAGAAAAACCAUUUAGUUGCAUUCAAAAAUUAGAAAUGACGAGGAUCUCUGUAUGAAAAGCAUGAACUGUCUGAUCCAACUCGCUUCUCUGACGGGAGACUGUAUACCGGUAAUUUCCUUCUUGUUUCCGUUCUCAAGUUUCUUCCAGGUUCAAGACCCAGAAAGCAGUAUUCGCUAUGUAACUCUGUAUAUUUCUAACCUUUUAGACUUGUUCAGGGAAGGUAAACGAAUUUUCUAAUCUACUUUCACUGUUUUUUGCUAAAUUUAGGUCCUUUACCCUGGGAAGUUAAUCAUUUCUGCACAAUCAUCAAUCGUUUAUUUUUGUAUCGACCUUUGAGCUCAAUUCUGAAACUUGACGCGAAUCUCCGCGCUCAAUUCUUCAAGUUCCUCACCGAGUACACUUUGUACUUGACUCGCGAUGCGAUGAGCAAAGCCAUAGUGAGUGGAACUCGUCUCGUUGGUCAUCUACAGGUUGAAUGUCAGGGACAAGGCAUCCAUUCGGAACACACGUCGCUGUCCGUGAUCUACGACGCCGUAGUGGUCCUUCUGCGCGGUCGCUGGCGUGUAACCGUGAGAGACGAAGAGGAGGAGCAGCUGAUUGGUCGGUUUUAGAAAGGCUUGAUUGUAAUGCGAAUCGUAGGAUUCCUGUUAAGGGGUCUAGCUAUGGAUUUGGCUCAGAAGUUUAUUCAGGUUUAGACUUAUGGCCCACGUACCGAUACAUAUCUCCUGCCUUUAUUUUCUUUCUCAAUGUUCAGACAACGAAAUUUGCAUUCAACCGUCGGUGCGGAUGAUGGAAGAGUUCAUACAAUGUGUUUUGGCGCCUCCAUUGGGGACCAGACCGCCUUGUCAGGAAGAAGACGACGUCGACGACAAUGAUGAUCGUGUGGUUUGUCUUUCUUUUCUUCAAAAAGAACGUUCCAGGUGAUUUUCAGCUUUUUAACGAUCUCCUGACUCCGUUAUCGCAGAUGAUGUGCUACAACAUCGGACACUUUACACGCUCCAUGAUUGCGUAAGACACAUUUUCUUUCUUCUCCUACCGAUUUCACUGAAGAACUCUUCGUGGAACGAGCUCGGAGCUGAAGCAAAUGGCCGGCAGCAACGACGUCUCGCGGAUGCCAACAUGGCAGGAAGACCAACACUGGCUCAUGCUGAUCCUGGGUGAGGUCCUUCGAGAGAAGGAUGACGAAGGAGGUUUGCAGCCAACUCUGUGGUCGGCGAAGAGGAAGAUGGAUCCUGUCACUUGGCUUCGGAAGUCGUCGAGUUCAGCGCGGAUCUCUUGAAAGCAGGCACCGUUUUCGAGUUUUUCCUUUUGUUUUGCGUGGGCUUCAUCGCACUUUUUCAGCGAAGAACCGAAAAAAGCCUUUCUGAACAUGUGUAUAUUGAAUCCAACGGACGACAGAUCCGUCUACGACCAGCGAGUCAACCCCUUCAUUCUGUACGUUUCUGAGUGGCGUCUUUGAUCCGAAACUCAUUAAGAUUGAUGGGUGAACUACUUUCCUGGGCAUCGCUGGAGCACCAACUCUUCACCUCGGCCUCUGGCGAAAUGAUCAGUCCGGAGUUGUGUCGCUCGACUUUGUUCGCCCUGAAGAGGUUCAUCAACGCCGCCGGUUCCUGUUCUAGUGAAGUUGCUUACCAUCCGGAGACUCUCCACUCAAGCAGUCCCUUGCAGGAUGUGAACAAUUUGCCGCUGGUCAUGCCGAAAGAUGCCGAAUUUUCGCUGACUUUAGUCGAGUUUGUCAUUCACAAGGUGUUCACGGUGCUGGCGAAGUUCAGCGGAGAGGCCAAGUUCGAUCCGGACUCGAUUCUGCUAGAAGAUGUUCUUUUCAGACUUUGCAAAGACGCGAUAGCGACUCUUGUGGGCCUCGUAGAAUCCUACGCCUCAGUUAUUGCGUCUUCUUCUGUUUUCUUUGAUUACCUCAGCAAUUUCGACAUUUCUCAGAUACCUAAUCGGUUGGUUGGUCCAAGAAUUAUGUAUUUUGGGAUUUUUUUUUAAUUAUGAAACAACAUCAGGUCAAAAAAAAAAGAGUGGAGGGUCGAAAAAAAAACGGAUUUGGUACAAAUUUGUGAAAAAGAACUUCUGAAAAAUCCUAACUUCCCUUUCAACUUAUUUCAAGUUUUCUCUUAUCAUACAACUACUCUUCCAUGUACAUAUAAUCUGAACUCUGAAGUCAAGUUUUCCUAUAAAUCUCACGAACACACGAAAAGUCACCUUUGCGGAAAAAAAUCCAAGGCAUAUCUGUUUUUAGAACACGUACAUUUUUAAUAUUCCGUGACAUUUUAAAUGCGGAAGAUUCUUAACGGAUUCAGGACGAAUCUCAUGCGAGCUUUGGUUCUAAUUGGGGCGUCGGCCAACGACGCGCAGCUCCAAGAAAAUAUGUUCAACAUGGUGAGCCCUUAUUGGGGAGUUGAACCAAAGUGAAGAAGCUUGGUCGCCACAAAGCAUUCGUUUUUUGAGAUUUGGUAGAGUCCUUGGAAAAGAGUUUGGAAAAAUGUCUUUUCACGAACUAUAGUGAAAACUUUUUUUCAGAACCCGUCAAGGAAGAAAGUCGACAUCAUUUAUAUUGAACGGCGUUUGCUGUACAAAUUUAGAGCUACAAGUCUUCCAAUUGUCUAAAUUUUCUUGUUUUCCUCUGUCUUUCAAAACUUUUUCGACUGUAGCUUUAUUCAUUAGACUUUUCUCGAGAGCGUCCUGCACUACUGAGAAGUAAAUAAAUACAUAAAUGCUUGAAUCAGUUUGACGAAUCGAAAAUUUUUUUCAAUCAGAAAUGUUUUAGAGGUUUUUCAUCGAUUCGUUUUUCAGAUUUUGGCGCCAUUAUGUCAGCGGUUCGCAGAACUGUCGGAAAAGCCGUCGUCGAGUGACGUGGACUCGGGUCUCGUCGACCUGUUGCAGUGCUUCGAAGGCGUCGCCCGCGGCAGCCAGAGCCACUCGGCCCUUGUCUUGUUCCGUCCGUUAGCCAUGUCUUCCAGCAAGACUUGUCCUCCUUGCAGAAUUCCUGCACCCCGUCCUGCAACGAUGCGUAGGCCUGAUGCGGACAAGAGCUCACGCUCAGGCUGUCGUCAGCACCAUCCUCGAGUUGUUGUUGAACGUCACUACCAAAGUCUCCAUCUACAUCGACGAGGUCAGACUAUCUCCAUGUCGCGAAAAGUUCUUCUCGGGUUCAGGCCGAUUCGAGCCGACUUUACGAGACACUGUUGCAAAUCAUCGAUGGCUACAGACUGGAGCAUACUCAAAGACUCGUCAGUUUGACGGAGUGCGAUGAGGAAAAAGCCGGUGAUUUGGUGGGAACUUUUCUAUUUAACGAGAACUUUUUUAGUUUUCUCUACUUUGUACAAUUUUUUUCGUUUACGAGGUCUCGUUCUGAAAACUUGUAGAAAGAAAAAAAAAACGCAAAAUAUGUGGUGCAAGUCAGUCUGCUUUUCAGAUUAAAAGCCGCAUUUUGAGGAAUUUCGAUAAAUUGUUAUAUUUUUGAUUUAAUUUCAAAUGUUUAUUCGCCAUUCCGCAAUCUGCACGAAAAUACAGAAAAUAAAACAUCAAAUAAAUCAAAUAAAUCUAACAGCUGAUCUGUGGAAACGGCUGGAGGAAAAGAUUGUCUGUAUAGACGGUGCUAACCCCCAUUUGGUAUUUAAGUUUGUACUUUGUUAUUUAAUAAGUUAGAAUUUUCCUAGAUUUUAGUAGGAUCUAGUGUUUUUAAAAACGAUGUGUUCGAUUCGAACCAUGAGGUGAGCAUAAUCCGAAACUUGCCGAUUUUGUAUUCAAUGGUAGUUUCUCUCUACAGUUGGUUCCAAAUGGGUAUGACUCUAUAAUUUAGGAAGCGUUGUUUGAUCAAUCAUUCAUUGAUUGACCAAGUCUCAUUCCAUUUCCUCUGAGUUAUUUCUACUCGAACUUUGAAAAGAAAGAUUAAUAAUCGUGAUUAAAAAACCUCCCUUUCCCUUGGGCUUGACUAGCUGUUGUGUAAGAAUAAAUUCUUUGUUUCAAAAAAAAGAAAACUAGAAUUUUCAGAUUCUUUUCAUCGAGAUACUUUCCAAUGUUCUGUCAAAAGACAUCCUAUCGAAUGAAACGGAUCGAGUCUCCACCGGCGCGCAGGUCUUUCUCCUACUGACUCUUCAGUCCCUGCAAUCAACAGUUUAGGUGACGAUGGAGUCGUUGAAGAUGCUGCUCACAGUCAUGAAUGAGAAUGUCGUGCGGCUGCCUGAAGUGGCGCUCAAGUUCUAUCGCCUCAUCUUGUAUCUGGUCGAGUUUUCGCCCGAGGCACUCACGACCAUGUCCUCCGACCUGCUCGCUUCGUUGUGCGAAUGCAUUAAGGUGAGUUGACUCGGCAACACUUCGAAGCACACUUCUGUCUGCAGCUCGGCAUGACUGGCAGCUUUGGAAACGAAAUUACGUCAACUUCAUUGGAAGCACUAACUGAGGUACAUUUUUUCGUUUUUCGGGAAGAAAAGUUUGUGAAGAAAUUAUUUUUGUUCAAAAAAACAGGUUUUAUUUAUCGUUUUCAUAAUCGCUGUACUUUUUUUUGAUGUAAUGAAGAAAAAUAUUUUUGAAGCAGCUAUUCGUUUGAAUUUCGAACCAUUGCAAACAUGUCAAUGUCCUUGUUUGGGAAAAGUUUUUCUGAUUGCUUCGACGUUCUUAAAGGCACAUAAGUUUAUUGUCAAAAAUCUGAGCCAUUCAGUUUUUGCGCGCUGAAAUGUGCUCUUUUCGGCUCAAGCGCAGCUCUUCGAGAAGGAAUAGUUGGAAAAAAAAAAGCUCGGCUUCAAAAAUGUAUUUGAAGACUCGAAUAAGAAUAAAAAUAAAAGUAAAAACUCGUUGAAAAUUUGAAAGGUGCCAAUGAGCAAAAUUUGAUGGAAAAACAAUUUUUGAAUUUAACGUUUUUAGGUAGCAAAACACUUUUCCCAAGAGGUAAAUCGGUCACGGGUGACUGCCAACCUGGUGGAUCAAUUCCAUUUGUUGCUCCCCUUGGUCUUCGAAACGUGUCUCAGCUUCACUUGCGAGACGAGCAUUUUCAGCGAGGCUUGCAGCGCCCUCUACAUGAUCAUCUCUUUCGACUUUGUUCGUGUUCGCGACAUCAAAACGGGAACUUUCGACUGUUUCAGGACUUCUACCAGCGAUUCGUCGAGGAUUUGCUGACGAAGAAGAGCAACCAAGCCGCCGCCAACGUCAUCAGAAACGCCUUCGCCGAGUUGAUGCCUUCCCCGCCAGUGCAAGUGAGACGCGAGAGGUUUGUUUUCAUUGGAAAUAUUGGAAAUUCGUUCUUUUCUACUCGUCCACUAAACACAACCAUAAUGUUCAGGGUUCUAUUUCGCGGCCGCAUGGAAGCUUUCCUCAAUAAAGUUCAGGGAAUAUUGUCUUACAAUUGA
This is a messenger RNA of Caenorhabditis auriculariae, 5496 nucleotides long. The record is from the annotation of a GenBank genome assembly. Lineage: Eukaryota; Metazoa; Nematoda; Chromadorea; Rhabditida; Rhabditidae.